AGGAGGAAGACUGGGUCCUGGAAGCCGGCGCGCGCAUGCAGGAGACCAUGAACGGCGACCGGACGGAGAGCGACUGGCAGGGGCUGGUGAGCGAGUAUCUGGUGUGUAAAAGGAAGCUGGAGAGCAAGAAGGAAGCCCUGCUAAUCCUUUCCAAGGAGCUGGACACUUGCCAGCAGGAAAGAGACCAGUACAAGCUCAUGGCCAAUCAGCUCCGAGAACGCCACCAGUCCCUGAAGAAGAAAUAUCGGGAGCUGAUCGAUGGCGAUCCAUCACUUCCACCGGAGAAGAGGAGACAGGCUAAUCUUGCACAACUAUUGAGAGAUACUCAAGACCGGAAUAAACAUCUGGGAGAAGAACUUAAAGAACUUCAGCAGAGGCUGGGAGAAGUCCAGGGUGACAAUAAGCUCUUAAGGAUGACAAUUGCCAAACAGAGGCUGGGAGACGAAGAGAUCGGUGUGCGCCACUUUGCAGCCCAUGAACGUGAAGACUUGGUUCAGCAGCUGGAGAGAGCUAAGGAACAGAUGGAGUCUUUGGAGCAUGACCUGCAGUCUUCUCUGGAUGAGCUUCAGGAUGUUAAAGAAGAGCGGUCUUCCUACCAGGACAAAGUGGACAGGCUGAACCAGGAGCUCAACCAUAUCCUGGGCGGGCAUGAGAACCGCAUCAUUGACGUGGACGCUCUGUGCAUGGAGAACAGGUACCUCCAAGAGAGAUUAAAACAACUCCAUGAAGAAGUCAACCUCCUGAAAUCUAACAUUGCCAAGUACAAGAAUGCUCUCGAAAGACGGAAAAACUCAAAGGGCCAGAGUAAAUCCAACAGCAGUGCUCUGACUGGGGUCUUGUCUGCAAAGCAAGUUCAGGAUUUGUUAUCUGAAGACCACGGGUGCAGUCUUCCCGCCACGCCACAGUCUAUUUCUGACCUGAAAUCUCUGGCUACAGCCCUGUUGGAGACAAUCCAUGAGAAGAACAUGGUCAUCCAGCACCAGAGGCAAACAAACAAGAUCCUAGGGAAUCGUGUGGCUGAACUGGAGAAAAAACUAAGAACUCUGGAAGUUUCUGGUUUGUGGAGCCUUCCAGGAGGCAAGGACACCAUACUGUUCAGUGAGCCCACUCUUCCCACCAUCCAGGGAUCAAGAGCCCCACUGCUGAAGUUCAUGGAGCAGCCCACCCAGAGCCCAGCGAACCCCACGAGUGGGGAGGUUCAGAAGCAAGAACAAGAUGAAAGGUGUGCCGCUGCCGAGGUGUUGACAGCACCAGAGGAUGCAGGGAGGCUCGCUGUCAACUCCCCAGCCAAUCAGAACCCCGGGAACCAGCUCAAGCACUUUCAUCCUUCAUUCCCCCAGUUACCUUCUGAGGAGGAAGAAGUAAACAGGCUAGGAAGGGAAAUAAUUAAACUGACAAAGGAACAGGCAGCUAAGGAACCAGAAGGGGACAGAAGAGAAAAUCUUCAGAGUCCCGUGGAAGGGCAGCAGAACGAAGUGGGGCCAGCAUCCCAGGAAGAGCUCCCCAAACCUGGCCCGGACUCCUCCGAGGCCAGCCAGCCAGUGCCUGGUGGUGAUCCCACACCAGGAGAUGGCGCAGGACCCCCAGAGGACCGAGGCUCAAGGAGUACCAUGCAGACAUGA
This is a messenger RNA of Chrysochloris asiatica (Cape golden mole), 1622 nucleotides long. RefSeq names its product coiled-coil domain containing 149 (gene CCDC149). The transcript has 12 exons. The coding region runs from base 36 to 1622 and encodes 528 amino acids. The record is from RefSeq and is a predicted model, not a curated record. NCBI's taxonomy places the organism in Eukaryota, Metazoa, Chordata, Mammalia, Afrosoricida, Chrysochloridae.